Amblyraja radiata (thorny skate) is the source of this 4148-nucleotide messenger RNA. It is a transcript of the gene ice2, whose product is annotated as interactor of little elongator complex ELL subunit 2. Gene Ontology annotation, biological process: snRNA transcription by RNA polymerase II; positive regulation of transcription by RNA polymerase III; snRNA transcription by RNA polymerase III. The transcript has 15 exons. The record is from RefSeq and is a predicted model, not a curated record. NCBI's taxonomy places the organism in Eukaryota, Metazoa, Chordata, Chondrichthyes, Rajiformes, Rajidae. Bases 84 to 3029 code for a protein of 981 amino acids. Gene Ontology annotation, cellular component: transcription elongation factor complex.
GCAGGGGGUGGAGAAGAGAAGAGGCCGGAACGUUUGUGCGGGACUGGCGGCUCCGGGGUCGGGUGUUGUGGCGCUCGGGCAACAUGGCGCUGUGCUGGGAUGUGCAGCCCAAAAAUGGGACUGAGGAGUUUUUCUCCCACGAGAUGUACAAUCGCUACUCCCUGGCUCCAACCUUCUCGGAAUUAUGUGAAAUGGUUAGCAGGCAAACGGUGGAAAGCAGCCAGACUGCCGGCUCCCCUGAGGUUCAGCAGCCGCCCAACACCAGCUCCAAGCCCGAAGCUGCUGCUCCGGCACCAGGCAAUACGACCCGUGAAGCUGCCACCUUCCCAAUCCCAGAGCCCAGAGUGCCCUAUCCCCGCUUCUCCGCCCUGACCGAGAGGGAGCAAAGGAGCUAUGUGCAGCUCAUGCAAAGGUUCAAGAACACGCAGUGGGCCGCAAGGAUGCAGGGGCGAAUGUACGGCUGCCUGGCGCAGUUUUCCGAACUGAAGAAUACUGUGUGGAACGAGGUGCCAGAGUUCAUGAAGUACCUGCAGAAUGUGGCGCGGAUGUGUGCAGAGGAUUACGAUGUGACCUGUCAAGAUGCCGUCCGUUACACUGAGGAGGUUUUGCAAGCAUGGAAUGAUAGUCUGAAGAAAUACCCAGAACUUUACACGGUCAAUGAAAUGACGAGCAUCAUGGGAGGGAAGUUCAUCCCAGACCUGACUCUGCGACUGGAGAAGAAGCUGCUGUGCCUGGGUCGAGCUACCUACCUGCGGGUCCCGACUGCAGCCUCGGCAGCUCAGCUGACGACAGAUUAUAAAACCAUCGCCUCGUUUACUCCUGCGUCCGCCAGAGCGUCUGCCUUCGAGUCGGAUAUUAGCGGUGAUGAGAAUGCGGAGAGGCUCAGUGUGAAGUAUGGAGCCAAAUUGUCCCUGACAAGCCGGGCACUGUUUACUCUGUUGAAUAACUGCGGACCCAAGUAUACAGAACCGUGGGAGCUUCCUGUACACGUGAAAACCAUCCACGGUGAAGGGAAUAAAAUGGAGAAAGUCAUCUUCAUUGACUCUCCUCUGCCCAAGAAAGAGCUUUCAACGAGAGAGAAGAAUUUGCUUUUUUAUGAAGUUCCUUUGGACUUAUUGAUGUCCAAGAAAAGUUACACAGCAAUGUCAAACCUGACACUGGACAAAGCACAAAACAUCGACACAUCGGAGGAGAUGGAGCACCAGAGGCCAGUCAAUGCCCCUGGAAGCGGUGAUCUGGAUUUUAACGCCGACUUUACCCAAUUAGAGACCUUUGGAACUAUUUCCUCAGAGGAGGUAAAGCCCAAAGAUGGCGGCCCCAGGGCUUGUAAGCGGACGGCCAAGGCCAAGACGGCCAAGCCUGCUCCUGUAGCAGGGGACAGUAAAGGCCAGGGUGUCCCCGAGGCCAAAUCACAGCCUGCACACGUGGUCAAAGAAAAAGCACAGGAAGGUCAGCUUCCCUCCUCACGCCCGAACCCCAACAGCGGCAGAGAGCCGAGCUCAGUGGAAGCCAGUGAAUGCGGGCCACACUCCAGCAGCGACCAACACAAGGCCAAGCCGAUGGAAGAGAGAGGAGGGGAGGGGGAGAAGGAGAGGUUGGCGAGCUGUAAGGCUGCUGGUUCUCAAGAGUCGGACAGUGAUUCCGAUGAGGAGCGGAUGGUGAUCGAUACCAGCUUGAUGGACAUCAAUGAAGCCCGCGACCCUGUGGAAGUCGAUCUGCCGACGGUCCCAGAGAAACCUGAUCUUCCCAGUCCAGAAGAAAUCAUUCCAGAUACUCCCCGGUCUCCAUCUCCUGAUCGGGACCCCCCCAGCCGCCAGAAGACCAAGGUGCUGGCGUGCAAGAGGAAAGCUGCCAAACCCCUCCUGAAGGAGUUUGAUCCGGUGGGGCAGAUCCUGCGAAUGCAAUGUAAGCUCUUAAAGCCUAUCCCCAAACAACAGCCUGUUGAUCAGACCCAAGCAACGCAAGAAGCAAACUCCACACGGCACAACCCGCCUGGACAACCACCGCUCAGUCACAACCCUCUCACCGCCCACAUUCCUCAAUCCCACCAUCCUGCUGCCUUGGGGAACGUUCCCACUUCCUUGGGAAAGACUGGCCAGAGCACGAGGGCACAUCUAUUGCCGGAGGAGCUGCUGAAUUGUGAUGAAUCAGCAUCUGACUAUACGGAGCCGGCAUCUGGCAACGUGGCCUACAAACUCUUCAGUUUGUCCGACCUCCUCUUGCUCGUGCGUGGGAGUGUACACAAGACCCAGAUCAGGCCGCGCUCGAACAAAGGAGGCAGAAAGAAGCAUGUCCCAGUUUACGUGCUGCCAAAGUUGGAGUAUCAACCCAUGUAUGGGAUAGAAGCCCUCACUGAGAGUGAAAUCUGUCAGUUAUGGACUGAAAGUCUCAUCAAUUCAAACUCCUGGUUUUAUAUCGGUCACAUUGAUGUCUUCACAUCGAAGAUCCUGUUGAUUGACCAGUUCCCAGCAGCAUCUAUAACAGAAAAACUUGGAUCCUUCAACCCCGUCAACUCGAUAAACAUCCUUCACCAUAUACUGAGGAAGCUGACGAGCCUGCCGGAGGACCGCUACUUGCUCAGCCACUCUUCGGGGGAUUCGUCCAUCACCAUUUAUCGCACGUCUCUGGGAGGGAGGUUCACCAGAGCAGCCUACAACCUCCACGCUACGCACAGCACUCUGCCUGCCAUCCCAUCCACCCUCUCCAUGCCCUGGGUGCCCCUGGAUCCCAGCGUGCUGCUGCCGUUUCACAUCCACCACGGCAGAGCCCCCUGCACCUUCCCACCGAGACCUGCGGACAAUCCCCACGCUCAAAAGGUGGGUGUGGCAAAAGCAAAGAGAGAGAUUCACGGCCCAGGAGGGGCGGUUACCACGGAGACAAAGAGUCACCACUUCCCGCCAGCCCAGCCCAGCCAGAAGCCAGGCCCAGCACCAAAGAAACGGAGGAAGAGAAGGAGCGCACAGAAUCGGGUGAAGAAGAGACGGGCAAUGCAGAAAACACAGAGAGCUCAAGGCAAAGCCGGCCAGUGAAUGUGGGGCGUCUGAGGAGGGCCUCGACCCGAAACAUCACCUAUCCAUGUUCUCCAGAGAUGCUGCCUGACCCACAGAGUUACUCCAGCACUCUGUGAAACGUCACCUAUCCAUGUUCUCCACAGAUGCUGCCUGACCCGCUGAGUUACUCCAACACUCUGUGAAACGUCACCUAUCCAUGUUCUCCACAGAUGCUGCCUGACCCACAGAGUUACUCCAGCACUCUGUGAAACAUCAUUUAUCCAUGUUCUCCACAGAUGCUGCCUGACCCGCAGAGUUACUCCAGCACUCUGUGAAACGUCACCUAUCCAUGUUCUCCACAGAUGCUGCCUGACCCGCAGUUACACCAGCACUCUGUGAAACAUCACCGAUCCAUGUUCUCCACAGAUGCUGCCUGACCCGCUGAGUUACUCCAGCACUCUGUGAAACGUCACCUAUACACAUUCUCCAGAGAUGCUACCUGACCCGCUGAGUUACUCCGGCACUCUUAUCUAAUGUGAUCGUUCAGGACUCAGCCCUUCCUAGUUCAAACACCCACACUACACAAGCUAAGCCAAGCCAUGCCAAGCUGGGCCUUCUCCUGGACUGAAUGUAAUCUAACACACCACACAUUCCAGCAGUGGGUUAUGCUUGCCCGGCGAAAACAUGAGAAUGAGCAGCACUCGUAUCGCAACCCUUGUGGAGGGGGCGGACAGACUGAAUGAAGGCUGCAGUUAGACACAAAAAGCUGGAGUAACUCAGCGGGACAGGCAGCGUCUCUGGAGAGAAGGAAUGGGUGACGUUUCGGGUCGAGAUUCUUCUUCAGACCAGAAACAUCACCCAUUCCUUCUCUCUGUCCCGCCCACUCCCCUGACAUCAAUCUGGAGAAGGGUCUCGACCCGAAACAUCACCCAUUCCUUCUCUCCAGAGAUGCUGCCUGUCCCGCUAAGUUACUCCAGCAUUUGUGUCUGCCUUCGAUUUAACCCAACAUCUGCAGUUCCUUCCUACUCAAAUACCAGCACAUCACACUUGGCUGGGGUUAGAAUCACAUUCCUCACUCAUGUGCACAUUAUAUAAGGGAGGUGUAAAGACUGUUUUCACCGGACAGUGUAAUAAAGGACACAGAAGAGUUUCACUGGA